GGUGCGUAUUGUUUGUUGUCAUAAAGAUGGAGUUCUUACUGGGCAAUCCGUACAGCACUCCUGUGGGCCAGUGCAUUGAGAAGGCCACGGAUGGCGGCCUGCAGGCUGAGGACUGGACCCUCAACAUGGAGAUCUGUGACAUCAUCAACGAGACGGAGGAAGGGCCUAAAGACGCCAUCCGAGCACUGAAGAAGAGACUAAGUGGGAACAGGAACUACCGGGAGGUGAUGCUAGGAUUGACGGUGUUGGAGACGUGUGUAAAGAACUGCGGCCACCGGUUUCACGUCUUCGUGGCUAACCGGGAUUUCAUUGAUGGUGUCCUCGUCAAAAUCAUCUCCCCCAAAACCAACCCCCCCAUCGUACAGGAAAAAGUCCUGGCUCUGAUCCAGGCCUGGGCGGAUGCCUUCAGGAGUAGCCCUGACCUGACGGGGGUGGUCCAUAUUUAUGAGGAGCUGAAGAGGAAAGGCAUUGAGUUCCCCAUGGCUGACCUGGACGCUCUGUCACCCAUCCACACACCACAUAGGGGUCUACCAGAGGUGGACCCGGCUGUACUAAAGUACAAAGCCCCCGUCCAGCCCCACGCUGCAGCCACAGCCACAGCUACAGCCACCCUCCCCAAGCCUGCAGCCGCCCCGGCUCCAGCCCCAGCCCCCGCCGCUCUCACCCCCGUCCUACAGAUACCACACAUCCCCAACGUACAGGGCCCCAUCACCGCCAACCCUGAACAGAUCGCCCGGCUGCGCAGUGAACUGGACAUUGUGAGGGGAAACACCAAAGUGAUGUCAGAGAUGCUGACGGAGAUGGUGCCUGGACAGGAGGACUCCUCGGACCUGGAACUCCUUCAGGAGCUGAACAGGACGUGCAGGGCCAUGCAGCAGCGGGUGGUGGAGCUGAUCUCCCGGGUCUCCAACGAGGAGGUGACAGAGGAGCUGCUGCACAUCAACGACGACCUCAACAACAUCUUCCUACGAUACGAGAGGUAUGAGAGGUACCGGUCGGGUAGAGCGGCUCAGAAUAACGGGAUGCUGAGCGAAGCCACAGAGGACAACCUGAUAGACCUAACGCCAGGCUCGCCCGCUGUGGUCAGCCUCCGAGCCACCCCCACACCACCAUCCAGCGUCCCCCCCGUAGCCGCCCCCAGGGCUGGGGCUACAGGGGCUGCAGCCUCCCCUGCCCGGACCCCGGCCCUGAUCCAAGACCCUACCUCCGGCCCCUCAACUCUGUCCACUCAGCUCGCUGGCCUAGAUGUGGGUGGGGACAGUGUCAGUGGUACCCUGUCCUCUCUGUCGGGCCACAACCUUGGAGACGACUUUGACAUGUUCGCUCAGACCAGGACCAGCUCUCUGGCCGACAAACGCAGAAAUGUGAAGUACGAGGACCCUCGGGCCCUGGGCGGGCUUGCCUCGGCUCUGGAUGUCAGACAACAGAACACCACUGGAGGGCUGAGGGUGAUAGGGGAUGAUAACCCAGAGUUGGAGCUGCCCAUAGACAGCUGGCUUAUUACCCAAGGAAUGAUCCCCGUAUCGCAGUCCUCUGUCAUGGAUGACAUAGAGGAGUGGCUCUGUGCUGAUGUGAAAGGCGAUGGUUUAGAUGGUGAGGAAGGGGUGACGAGUGAAGAGUUUGAUAAGUUUCUGGAGGAUCGAGCGAAGGUGGUCGAUUCCUUACCAUCGCUCCCUAGUGAUGAGCCUGGUCCCCCUAUCAGCGCCCCCAGCGGCACCCGCAAGAAGGCCGAACGGACGGAGGAUGCCCUCUUUGCCUUGUAGAGUCUACCCCAGGAAACCCCUCUCUCUGAGGCAUCUACAGCACCUAGGUACCCCAGGCCCACUUGCUCCAUCCGGCACUCCUGCCAAGCAGCAGUGUAGCUACUGAACUGAACACCAAUCCUGCUCCUGCAGAGGACCAUGCUUGCUGUCUGCCCGCGCAGCCGUGUUGCAUCAUGUAUUACUAUUGAGGUUUUGAUCCGUCUGUCAGUGUGGGAUAUGUCUGUAGUCUUGUAUCUCAUCUGCAGCUAGCUACCCGAAGGAGGAUAUAACCUAACAUUGUGAGGAUAGCAAACAUUACUGACCUGUCUCUGUCUGUUUUCACAUUUCAAAAGGGAAAACCAAAAAAUAUAUAGCUGCAUGCAGCCGUGGCAGGGUUCAAGCCCUAUGGCACCACAGCAAAUAUCUGUUACACAGCUUUUAUAUUUGCUUUCCUCUUUUGAAAAGCUUUUGUCAGCUUCCCUCCAUGUUAUCUUGUGUGGUGUGUACAUAGGGGAAGGAAAGGGUCCAAAAUAAUAUUUUCAAUCAGAACCUAAGAAACACCAAAUAUUUGCGAUAGGUAUUGUUAAUACUACCUCUACAAUUGUAAAACAACCGGAUCAGUUGCAACAGUGACGCUUAGCUCUGGUAGUACCUGUACACUAUGUAAGUGUAACAAGUAAAUAAGACUAAGAGGCUUUAAUGACAAAAACAAUUACUAAAUGUGUCUAUCACAGGAGGUUGGUGGCACCUUAAUUGGGAAGUUCGGGCAUGUGGUAAUGAAUGGAGUGGAAUGAGUGGAAAGGUAUCAACAACAUCAAACACAUGGUGCCAUGUGUUUAAUGCCAUUCCAUUUGCUUCGUUCCAGCCAUUAUUAUGAGCCAUCCUCCCCUCAGCAGCCUCCACAGGUGUCUUCUAAUAUUGGGCUAUUCGUCAACAUUUUCCUUCCCCUUCUACUAUGAUGAGACCAAUUUAAUGAGCUUUAUGCACUUUUGGACCCUUGAACAGUUCAGUAUGUAUAUCCUUGUGUUAAUAAGAUGGCAACUCUUUUUUUAUAUAGGAAACAAAACAUUUUUUUCUUAGACUAAUUGCAUAUGAUUUUAUGGAUUUUAUGAAAUUUACAGCCCUUUUCUCGCCCUUCAAAGCACACUUUUUCCUGACAUGGAAAUUAAAGGAAAAGAACAGGCGAAAUAUGGCACUGAAAAUCUAAUCAAAUUUCAAUUUCAUGAUAGCGUAUUGGUAGCAUACUUGACAGAAAAUAAUUAUUGCAAACGCUUAUACAUGUAGUUAUUGUAAAGAAAAGUGUCCAUAUGUUUACAUAAAUAUAUGUAUAUACAUCAGAAAUAUGUGAGUAUUACCUGCAGUACAUGUUUAAAAGUCAAACCGAAUUAAUAGCUUUUAUGUACGUCGCUAAGCCGAAAGGCUAACUCAUUCAUGUAUUGUUUGGUCUCCUGGUUGUAUAUGUACAGUAAUGUCAUGCAGGAAAAUAAAUUCCUCACAAAUCCUUUCUACUUUGGGGAAAGCGCCCCUGCUCUCCUCUCCUUACUCAUACAUGUGUGGGACAGAAAGAGGUUUGGAUGUGCUUCAGAAGGAUGACCAAAAACGUUAUUUUACCGUGUUUUAUGUAUUUUUACUGUGGUCUGAAUUGUUUGGUAAAGCUUCCUGUCUUUAUUUUUGAGGAUUACAUUUGGUGGUAGCUGUGGGCUGUGACUCUGCUAGUGGGACUGCCCCUUUAACCUAUUUUAACAUUCUAUUUGAGUUUGCUUACCUACAAUAGGUAAUGCAGUUAGAUGAGGGCAUAACAUUAAUUUCCUGUUGUCAGGAAGACAUGGGCUAUAGACCACACUUUGAGGCAAAAGAGGUUCUUUCUUCAUUCCAACUCUUUUGCCAGUACCUUUCAAAGUUAAUGCUUAUAAAGCUUCUACAAGUAACACCAAAUUAAUAACGACAAAACGCCAUGACGUUUCACGUCAAUAGGAACUAUUUGUGUUUAUUCGCAAAUAUCCUUAUAUACUUAACAAAGUUACGUGUAUUAUACUGUAAAUGAGACUCAUUUAAAUAAAAUGUCAUAUUUGUCAGAAAAUACCUUACUGUAUCUGUUAUUUAAAAAGAUCCGCUUCCAGAUAAAACAUUAUUUGUAACAAUCAUUUAUAAAUGUUAGAGGGUGACAUUACAAACAAGUAAAUGAUUUGUCUUAGGCAUUAAUGUUUGAAUGUGUUUUAGAAUACUGUAACAGAAUGAACUGUUAUUAAUGAGCUUUUACUCCGUUUCAUUUUUGUCCUAUUUGGUCUUAUAUUGCUUUAAUUAUACCUCUUAGGAGGCCGUAUGAAAUAGUAGCAUAUAUUUUACAAUCAAGAAUUGCUGUUCCUCUUAUGUCUUAAGACUGGACAAAAGCAAAGAGAUGUUUGAACUAAGAUUCUUUGUUACUGAAAUGUAACCUCUCACUUGAUCAAUUACAGAGUUGAUUUCUAUGUGUGUGUGUCACUUUUUCUUUUUUUUUCUUUUUAACCAGAAAGAGUUCUGUGUAUAUGCUUUAUGUCAGAGAUUAAUGUGAUGAUGCAAAGCUCUGACUGCAACCUUACUCUUUUACGGCUGUCCUCCGAUCAGAUGGUUGUGUGAAACUGUUGAGUUGCUAUGGAACGUGAAUCUGUUGCCGUUGCUAUGGAACGUGAACCUGUUGGGUUGCUAUGGAACGUGAACCUGUUGGGUUGCUAUGGGACAUGUGAACCUGUUGGGUUGCUAUGGAACAUGUGAAUCUGUUGGGUUGCUAUGGAACGUGAACCUGUUGGGUUGCAACAGGAAUAAGCUACUGGACAUUGUAACCAUUGUAACGCACUGUAUCUCUUCACUACCCGUAAAACUGGUUGAAAAUAUGUAAUUUCAACAGCAAAAGUAGUUGGGUAUGGACAUGGGGGAGUUGGAAAUUGUGUCCUCCAGUGUUCUGUUUAGGAACAGUUGUUUUUCCUGACCAAGAAAUGUUCCGGUCUAGACUAAAUGGUCAGGUCACAUGGUCAGGAGAACUCCUGUCCCUCCUUCUGUAUGUUGGUGUGGGUGUUCUAUGGCUGUGCUGUUCUGCCAUUCAUUACUUUGGAUUCAGCUUUCUAUUGUGUGACCUGAUGAUGCACGUAUUAACCAAUAAAACACUAGCAACGUGUGACCUCUA
Messenger RNA from Coregonus clupeaformis (lake whitefish), 4902 nucleotides. RefSeq names its product TOM1-like protein 2. The record is from RefSeq and is a predicted model, not a curated record. Gene Ontology annotation, biological process: signal transduction. NCBI's taxonomy places the organism in Eukaryota, Metazoa, Chordata, Actinopteri, Salmoniformes, Salmonidae. Gene Ontology annotation, molecular function: ubiquitin binding; clathrin binding; phosphatidylinositol binding. Gene Ontology annotation, cellular component: membrane; endosome.